Messenger RNA from Sycon ciliatum, 1728 nucleotides. RefSeq lists its product as uncharacterized. The transcript has a single exon. The record is from RefSeq and is a predicted model, not a curated record. Bases 1 to 1728 code for a protein of 575 amino acids. Gene Ontology annotation, biological process: DNA integration. Lineage: Eukaryota; Metazoa; Porifera; Calcarea; Leucosolenida; Sycettidae. Gene Ontology annotation, molecular function: nucleic acid binding.
AUGACGCGGAGGAAGUACUCUAACAUCGAGCGAGAGGCGCUUGCCGUGGUGUUCGGAGCUACUACUUUCCGCCAGUACCUUCUCGGUCGCAAGUUCAUUUUCGAAACAGACCACCAGCCGCUUGUUAAACUGCUUGGGUGUACAGACGGCGUUCCGUACUUGGUGUCACCGAGACUCAAGAAAUGGAAGUUGGCCCUAGCGGCAUACGACUACUCUAUCAAGCACAUCCCAGGGCGCCAAAACCCAUUCGCUGAUUUCAUGUCGCGCCAACCUGGUCCUGGCGCUCCCUGCUCCGACGAGGUAGCUGAUGAACAGGUACUAUUCAUUGAAAGCGAAGUCAUUAAUGCGGACACAGUUGCUACCGAAACGCAACGGGAUCCUAUACUGAAGACAGUUUGGCACCAUGUACUGAAUGGGUGGCCGGAAACCAUUGAUCAAACUCUACAGCCGUACUUUGCGAAGCGCUGGGAGUUGUCUGUGUCUGACAAUAUCCUUCUUUGGAACGAUCGUGUCAUUGUUCCAGAAUCAUUACGUGAGUUCUUGCUGAACGAUCUUCACUAUGAACACACAGGUGUAGUUCGUAUGAAACGCUUGGCACGUCGCUACAUGUGGUGGCCUCGUAUCGACAGAGAUUUGGAGCAGGUUUGCGCUCAGUGUCCGGAAUGCCAAGCUGAAGCACGCCUGCCAGCGAAGGAGUUUGGUAGCUGGUCAUGGCCGACGGGACCUUGGCAACGCUUACAUAUUGAUUACGCCGGUCCUUUCAUGGGCAAGAUGUUUCUUGUCAUUGUUGAUUCAUAUUCUCGAUUUCUGGAUAUUGUUCCUAUGGACCGUGCAACGUCCGCUACUACUAUCGCUGCUUUACGCCGUGUCUUCGCUUUGUUUGGCCUACCACAUCACAUCGUAUCGGACAACGGCUCACAAUUCACGAGUGAAGAAUUUCAAUCAUUCCUACACAAGAAUGGCAUUCGACACACUUGUUCCGCUCCUGGACAUCCGGCAACCAACGGGUUAGCAGAACGCUAUGUUGGGGUUUUCAAGUCAAAAUUGAAAGCCAUGGGUACGCAGGGUGACCUACACGCUACGCUACAACGCUUCCUCCUGUCACAUCGUACAACCCCUUCAGCAAACAACAAGUCACCAGCUGAGAUGCUUAUGAUGCGUCAACCAUGUACCCGUUUUGACACGCUAAAACAGACCGCCAAACCGUCUGUUGACUCUUACGAACGCAACAUGAACAAGACCCCAGAAUUCCAACCAGGCGACGCUGUGUUCACUCUAAAUUUUGGCUCUUAUGGUUCAAAGUGGGUCCCAGGUCGCAUCGUGUCAGUCAUCAGUCCAGUCAACUACCAAGUUCAAGUUCAGGAUGCUUUGUGGAAGCGUCAUCGCAACCAGUUGAGAGCACGUUCAGUUCCUUUGUCUGAGUUUGUGAGGGAGGAUGUGGCUGAAGCUCCCCCUAAAUCGACGCAUCAGGCUCCAUCGUCAUCCGCUGAUACUGGUCCCAGUGUUUCUUCUACCGGUACAGUUUCAAGUUCAAGUCCUACUACCGCUGAGAAACAACCGUCAAGUCAGUCAACAGUCAGCCCUACACCAACAACCAUGACAAUACCUACGGAUAGUGAGUCUGAGUCUAGAAUGCCGACACCAUCGACACCUGGUCAGAACACUAGUACGACCCGGUCCGGCCGCCAGGUUGUCAUACCUGAACGGUACCGCACUCAAGCCAAGUAG